AUGCCGGUCCUCUUCGUCUACGAGAAGGACCUCGUGGACCCGAGGCCUCAGAUUCCUUCACUCGAGGGAAGAAGCACAGCAGGCCUAGGCAAGGCCACGAUCCUCGCCCUCCUCGCCCACAACCCUUUGCACGUCUACUUCUCCGGCCGCUCCCUCGCCGCCACCGAAGCCCUCAUAGCCUCCGUCACCGCCUCCUCGUCCUCGCCGCCGCCGCCCCUGACCUUUGUCCAGAUGGACCUCGCCUCCCUCGCGACCAUCAAGCCCGCCCUCGCCGCCUCCUUCGCCCACGACCGCCUCGACGUGCUCAUCAACAACGCCGGCAUCAUGGCCGGCCCCGCCGGCCUCAGCGCCGACGGCUACGAGAUCCAGUUCGCCACCAACCACCUCGGCCACGCCAUGCUCGUCCGCGCCCUGCUCCCCGUCCUGCGCCGCGCCGCCGCCCUCCCCGGCUCCGACGUCCGCGUCGUGAACCUCACCUCCGUCGGCUACCAGGGCCACCCCUCCGACGGCAUCUCCUUCGCGACGCUGCGAACCACCCAGGCCGGGCCGCCGAUCCUGGGGCAGUGGACUCGCUACGGGCGCGCCCAGUCUCUAAUCGGCGUCAAUAAUGUGAUGGCAACGGACAGAGAGAAUAAGGAUACCAGCCGACAAGCUAGCAUGUCUCCCCUCCCUCGCAGACAGAGCAAACUCGCCAACAUGCUCUUCACCCGCGAGCUCGCCCGACUGCACCCGUCCAUCACCGCCGUCGCCGUCCACCCGGGCACCGUCGGCACGGGUCUCGUCGCGAAGCAGGGCCUCCUCAACCGCCUCCUCGUCCACGUGCCCAACAAGAUGGCCGGCGCGCCCAUCCUCACGCCGGAGCGCGGGUGCUGGAGCCAGGUCUGGGCCGCCACCGCCGCCGCCAGGGGGGACCUCGUCAGCGGCGGCUUCUACUUGCCGGUCGGCAGGCUGGCCGACAACAAGCUGGACCGGUUCGCGACGGACGACGAGCUGGCGGGCGAGCUGUGGCGGUGGACGGAGGGCGUCUUGGCCGGGCUUGACUGA
Molecule: messenger RNA, 1044 nt
Organism: Colletotrichum graminicola M1.001
Lineage: Eukaryota; Fungi; Ascomycota; Sordariomycetes; Glomerellales; Glomerellaceae
Product: short-chain dehydrogenase/reductase family Oxidoreductase
Exons: 3
Coding region: 1-1044 (347 amino acids)
Source: RefSeq, a predicted model, not a curated record